CGUUUAAACAUAUGACGGCACCCCUGCUAUUUUCCCCACCGAAAUCACGAAAACAUACGAGCGAAGUGGAAUCCAAGCGCGAUCUCGCGAGAAUUUUCUUCCGAUAGUAAGGUGAUAUAACCUGCUCCUACCUUGCUCGUCACUGCCUACUGAUAGCAAAUUAAGCCAGGUAGAUAUUAUACGUUCAAUGUGAUCAUGUUAAUAACAUAUUUCGCCUACAAUUGGAGGUAUAGUAAUGCACCAGAAGGUCAGAAGCCGCUCGAGAAGGUAAUUGGGCUGAGCAAGUAUGGCUUUGCCGCCGGCUUAGGUGUCGGCUUAUACGAUUGCACACUUUUAUCCCAAGCCUAUACAUUCUGGCCGGCGGUGAACUGCGUGUCCUAUUGGAUGUUACCUUUCACUGCUAUGUGCGCUACUUUCGCAUCAGUAGCUUAUAUGACGACAAAGUUACGCGGCAAGGAUGGCUACGCCAACUAUGUUACAGCCUCAUUAGCCACAACUGGAGUAUUUUAUCAUUGGCAAAAGAAUGGCAAACUUACAUUUCCCUAUGGUACGCUUUUGCUGAUAUUAGCCAUGGUCAAGAAACACGGUGAUCUGAUAGGUUGGAACCCAAUGCCCCUCAAUAUCUUUGAGACUGGACCGUCUCAACACACCACGAUUCCCGUUGAUUGGACGAUCAUCAAGGAUCCCAGAGGACCCAAGCCCUGGGAGUGAAGAUCUCUCCCGCACAUACACGAGCGAGAUUGUUAGCAUUGACGUAUGAUAAUAAAAAUUAAUCAGUAGUAUAAUACAAAAGAUUUGUAAAAGUACGAUGUAACGAAAGGAUACAAGAGGAGUAUCUUUGCUUUCAUCGUGUAUAUAUUUAUUUAGAUUCUUAGUACAGAAAAGGAAAAUUCAGAACAGAUUAUGGAAGGAAACGAUGGCUGUGUCAUGUUAAUGAGGAGAUUACGUCAACGUCUCACCCUUCGUGACCUGCCAAAUAAGCACCAUUACAGUAACUAAUUGCAAACAUUCGCUUUUAGUUAAUAAAUAAAUACCAUCAUACCAACGAAAUA
This is a messenger RNA of Dinoponera quadriceps, 1052 nucleotides long. RefSeq lists its product as uncharacterized. Bases 196 to 711 code for a protein of 171 amino acids. NCBI's taxonomy places the organism in Eukaryota, Metazoa, Arthropoda, Insecta, Hymenoptera, Formicidae. The record is from RefSeq and is a predicted model, not a curated record. The transcript has 3 exons. Gene Ontology annotation, biological process: mitochondrial respiratory chain complex I assembly.